Molecule: messenger RNA, 4481 nt
Organism: Cyprinus carpio (common carp)
Lineage: Eukaryota; Metazoa; Chordata; Actinopteri; Cypriniformes; Cyprinidae
Product: tetratricopeptide repeat protein 7A-like
Biological process (GO): protein localization to plasma membrane; phosphatidylinositol phosphate biosynthetic process
Cellular component (GO): plasma membrane
Molecular function (GO): protein binding
Source: RefSeq, a predicted model, not a curated record
ACACAGACAACAUACAGCCGGAGCAGAGCAGGAACCAGCUCCACAAUCUGAGCUGCCCAGAGCUUUCCUUCAAUCUCAUCACACUGAAAUCACGAAGUUACAGGAGUUAACGCGAGAUCGGCAGUCACUCCUCUGGUGUCGGCGGAGCGCGGUCACAGAGACGCGGGCGGGAUGUCAUCGCGGCUCUCCUUCUCUCAGUACCGCUUAGAGGCGGAGGUCGAGCGCUGCCGCGCGGAGUGUCAGUGGGACAAGAUACCGUCUUUACUGGAGCAGCUCUCUGCCGCGCGCCUGCAUGACGAUGAUGAUUAUAGGACACUGUUGCUGGCAGAAGCUCUGUUGGAGGAAUGUCUGCUGGAGAACAUGACCCUGCUGAAGAAUUCUACGCCUCUGACUGAAGAAUCGCAGCCCAAACUAGCCCGAGCCAAAGCUCACCUCAACAGCAUCCUAAGCAGAGGACACCUGGAGCCGCACUACCUGAAUGAAGCUCUGCUCCUGCUGGCUAAAGUGCACUACGUUCAGGGACGCUACAGGGACGCCCAGGGCAUGUGUGCCAGAGCAGGUGUGGAUGAUUUCACCCGCCACGAGCGACCUGUCUACCAGCUACGCAUGCUGGCAGAGGCCUUUGUCAUCAAAGGCUUGUCUUUGGACCAUCAGUCUAUGUCAGGUGCUUCCCGUGUUAGACUGUCCGAGAGAGAGGAAGAAUGCCUGUCCUGUUACCUCAUGGCCUGUGAUGCUGGCCUGCUGUACCUGCAAGAGUUUGACAAGACUGUUUGCACGCCAAGUUCCAAAACAGCUAAAAGCAGUUCAUCAGUCCCUCCUUCUGACUUGGACCCAGGCUUCUUCCUGCAGGCAGCUCUUCAGAGUGCAUACCUGUCACUGCUGAGGAAAGGUCACUUGGCUCAGGGGACACAACAGCUGCGGCGGGUCAUGAGGGCUGUGGAGAGUCGGGGGUCUCAGAGUUUUCGUAAGACAGUAGCACGCAGGCUUGCAGAAGUGUUGCUGGGAUCAGUGUGUGAAGAUGCGUACUGGGGUCCACUGUCUCCUCCACCACCCGACUGGCUGAAGAGAGAAGGAGCCACACUCCCCAAAGACGCCAUCUACCCCUCAUCCAGACCACCACAGCGCUACAACACUGAGGGAUCUUUCUGUCCACAGGACGUGGUUGAAGAGGCGGUGCUGUUGCUCCUCAUCACAGAAUCAAUGGCCAGUGGCGAGGCGGUGAUCAGCCGCACACCGGAGCAUCAGGAGGUGAGGGAGAUCAGCAUGCAGGAGGCCUCCUCUGUCUAUGACCUGCUGAGCAUCGCCAUGGCCAGGAGGGGGCAGUACGCCAUGCUGUCAGAGUGUUUGGAGCGGGCCAUGAAGUUCUCCUAUAAUGAGUUUCAUCUUUGGUAUCAGCUUGGCUUGUCUCUGAUGGCAAGUGGGAAGAAUGAGGGUGCAGUGUCAGUGCUUAAAGAGUGUGUGACAAUGAGACCACACGACCCCAUCCCACCUCUGCUUGCAGCAAAAGUGUGCAUCAACCAGCUGCACUGGCUGGAGGAUGCAGUGUCCCUCUCAGCAGGUGUGGUUGCUUUAGGAGAGUGUGCUGGGGAGUCUCUUCCUCGAGCUCAUCUGGCCAUCGGACUGUGCCGUAGUCUGCAGGCCUCUGACGCUCCGCUGAAAGCUGAUCGCGAUGAGUUCAACAGAAGAGCGCUGCAGUCACUACGGAAAGCACAUGCACUGGACCCUGAGGACCCUCAGAUCUCCUUCUACCUCUCUCUGCAGCUCGCUCUGGUCCGACAGGUGUCAGAAGCGAUGGAGCCGUUGCAGUUGGCUCUGAAUAUUCAUGGGGAUGAUCUGCACUCUCUACACCUGCUGACUCUACUGCUCAGUGCCCAGAAACACUACCAGCAUGCCCUUGAUACGCUUAAACUCGCCAUUAUCCAGCACCCGGACAACUUUAACCUUCUGUUUACCAAAGUGAAGCUGGAGGAGGUUUUGUUCGGACCCGCUGCUGCUUUACAGACCUGUACAGAAAUGCUGCAGCUGUGGCUAAGUCGCUAUGAUUUUACCCGUCCCAGUGAGGAGGAUGACACCAGCAGCAUACCUCCUGACCCAGGCCCGCUGUGCAGGAAACCCAGCGGCCUCCAUCUCAUGCUCCCAGACUUCCAGGAGACAGAGACCGGGUCUCAGAGCGCCCCAUCUCUAGCUGUGUCCCGUCUGGAGCAGGCCAUGUCAGAGGUGUCGGCCCUCAGCUCCACCCACAGGCAUGGCCCCGCCUACAUUUGGACCACCCUGGAACGCAUCUGGCUGCAAGCAGGAGAGUUGUUUAUGGCUGAUGGGCGGAUGAAGGAAGCUCAGUUCUGUGUGCAGGAGGCAGGAACUCUCUUCCCCACCUCACACUCAGUGCUGCUGCUCAAGGGCCGCGUGGCCGAGCUCAGGGGCAACGACACGGAGGCCAAGAGCCUGUAUGAUGAAGCUCUCGCCAUCAACCCCAGAGGACACCACAUACUGCUGCACCUGGGCAAGUUGUUGGUGCACACAGGCCGUGUGGGUCUUGGGGAGAAGAUGCUGAGGGAUGCGAUACAGGUGGAGAACACGAACCACGAGGCCUGGAGCGGCCUAGGGGAGGCGCUGCAGAGCAGAGGCAGUGCACAGGCUCCGGACUGCUUCCUCACUGCACUGGAGCUAGAGUCCAGCUGCCCUAUACGGCCCUUCACCAUCAUCCCCCGAGAGCUCUGAAAUUCUCUCACACUCAUACAUGUGUGUAUGAAUCACUGGAGCGAAUGCUGUUCUUCAGUCACUUUAAUGACACAUACUGUAAAACAUAACUUUGCACAUUUAGGCUGUUCACUCUAUUGAAACGGAAUGGUCUAAAGCUGUGGUCACAUUAGUAAAUAUCAGUGAAGUUUGCAGGCAAAAAAGGUCCAUUGUCAAUAGAUUUGUAUAAAGCAUUGAUCACACAGGUAUGUCUUUCAAAUCAUGCAGUUUUCUGUUGUUCAGCAUGGUGAAUUCGCAUGGCCAAUUUGAAUAAUGUUUUGACUUGCAGAUUGCGCAGAGUCAUGUAGAAAUUACUGGAUUUCACCUGCAAAAUUUCGUCGCUGAAUUUUACUGGCCAUAAAAAAAGUAAAUUGUGUAUGAAGCACUGCUCACGGAGGAAGUAACUUUCAAGCAAUGUGCCACAUGAAAAACUUGAAUCUGAAGUGAAAUCUGCAAAUGUAUUGUUUUUGCCCUGACGCAAAAUUUCCAAAUUUCUAUUGAAAUGCCUACGAAUUUUAACUAAGCAAUAGUAAAUGUGACCUUAAACACACUGUCAUUUUCGAACCAAGCCGCUUUUUGUUCGUCAAUGCAGCAAAUUUGUGUGAUCAACACAUAAAAAAAUGUGCAUAGCGAACUUUUUUGUUUUUUAUGUGUCAAAACGUCCAAUCGGGUUCCUGUUAUAAUGACUGAAUUUCGCAAAAUUGUAUUGAACAAUCUGAUCGCACCUUUAGGGCCAGAUUUACUAACAGCUUGCUCCAGCGUAAACCCUUUGUUGGUGUUAAAAAAGUACUGUCAGGAUUUACUAAAGAUGCGCAGUGAAAAAUUAGAGAUGAACUGGUGUGGACAGAGUUGUUUUUGCAGCUGACCUUAUUGCAUGUGCAUUUGUAGGACUUUCCCUUUAGACGCAAAAUUUAUGGGAGGAGAUCAUUUAAAUUAAUCACGCAACAUGAUUUUAUUAAGGGUUGCAUUAUUCAAUUUACUCGUAUUUGCUCCAUUAUUUACCACCCGGUCAAAAGCAUAUCUUAACCCAUUUUGCUCUUGACAUGGCUGUGAUUGUUGCUGCCAGGAGGAGGCACUACAGAGAACAGAGAGUGUGGUAGAAGGGAAAGUGUUUUUUUCCAGUCGUAUGAAUUUAUUUGGAAUGUAAGAUCUGCUUGUUUGCAAUUUUGCGCAAAUUUGUGUUGCUCUUGGUAGAUUGCACUGGUCAUUAAAGAAAUGAGUUGUAAUGUCUGUGUUCUUUAAUUUGUGGAUUGUCAGUAGAUUAUCUACAUAACUUCACACUCACAUUGGCGCUUUUUUGGAAUUGUGCUCUUGCGCUAAUUUGCCUUGUUUAGUAAAUCUGGCCCUUAGUCUGGGGGAAGUUAAACAAACAGCUAAAAUCUUUUACAGCACCUUUAGUGUAAAGAAAAAAGACAUUAGCCCAGAGUUAUGUGAAGUGUAAAAUGUCUAUUAUUAUAUAAUAAUACUGUACACUCAGGACUAAAAUAGCGCCGCCCUUGUGACCAAAACACAUACCCACAUAUACACAGCACAGAAUGAUUGAACACAAAACAUUUUCUUUCUAACUGCAAUAGUUUUUGCAAAUAUGCUGCAAGAUGUUCAUAGUCGUUUCUCAGGGAAAAUCUGUUGAAUUAUAGACAUUUUAGCUUACGUUAAAUUCUUUAGUAUUUAUAAACCUAAUAAUCGUCUGUACUAUAUGUUGUUUAAAAAUUGUUCUUCUAAUAAAGAGUGAUUUUGCAAUCCCA